Messenger RNA from Asparagus officinalis (garden asparagus), 1035 nucleotides. Its product is annotated as keratin, type I cytoskeletal 10-like. Lineage: Eukaryota; Viridiplantae; Streptophyta; Magnoliopsida; Asparagales; Asparagaceae. The transcript has a single exon. The record is from RefSeq and is a predicted model, not a curated record. The coding region runs from base 1 to 1035 and encodes 344 amino acids.
AUGACGAGUUCGGAGAAGAUGACGACCAAGGUGGGUUCGCUCACUCUUCAAUACCCGACGUUAUCGAGGGACAACUAUGCUUCGUGGGCGAUCAAGAUGAAAGUCUACAUGAAGGCUCAAGACGUGUGGGAUGCCAUUGAGCCCGCGGCAGGCGCGUCCGUGGAACACAGGAAGGAUCAGAUGGCGUUGGCGGCUAUCUACCAGGGGAUUCCUGAAGAGACUUUGAUGGUGAUCGCAGAGAAGCAAACGGCGAAAGAGGCGUGGGAGACGUUGAAAACAAUGCAUCUAGGAGCGGAUCGUGUGAGGAACGCGAAGGUGCAGACCUUGAAGUCCGAGUUCGAACUUCUCCGGAUGAAGGAGAAUGACAACGUCGACGAUUUUUCGACGAAGUUGACAGGAGUCGUCAACAAGAUCCGGGCUUUAGGCGGCGAGAUGGAGGAGAACUACGUCGUCAGAAAGCUACUUCGGGCGGUACCGGAGAGAUUCCUUACUAUCGUCUCCACGAUUGAACAGUUCGGGGACAUCGACGACAUGACACUCGAGGAGGCGAUCGGGCGCCUCAAAGCCCACGAGGAGAGGGCACGUGUUUUUCGAAACAACGUCGACGAUCACCUAUUGUUGACGCAUGCGGAGUGGCAAGCAAGGAGCAAGAAGAACGGCGGAGGCUUCCUCUCAACACCUACAACCAAUGAUGGCAGCGGUCGAGGACGAGGUCGCGGGGCCGGUCGUGGGCGUGGCCGUGGCCAAAGAGGCCGAGGCGGACAGCAGCACCACGGCAGCGGGCAGCAGCACCACGCUGCCCAAGCAGGCCGCGGAGGGGAGCACGGCGGCCAGGCAGGCCGAGGCGGCUUCGGCGGCAGAGGAGGACGUCCAGGAGGUGGUUUCGGCCAUGGAGGUGCAGCUCGCCAGGAGGGGGAGAGUAGCACAAGCGGUGGUCGAGACAAAUCCAACAUCAAAUGCUUCAAUUGCGGAGUAUACGGGAGCUUGACGAGAACAUCAAGGGAACCGUCAAGUUUGGUGAUGGAUCCGCGGUAG